Molecule: messenger RNA, 1407 nt
Organism: Schistocerca cancellata (South American locust)
Lineage: Eukaryota; Metazoa; Arthropoda; Insecta; Orthoptera; Acrididae
Exons: 3
Coding region: 1-1407 (468 amino acids)
Biological process (GO): chromatin remodeling
Cellular component (GO): nucleus
Source: RefSeq, a predicted model, not a curated record
AUGGAAUCAGAGAGGCUCGCCAGAAAGAUUCUUCUCUUCCAGGAGAACAAGAAGACACAAGUUCCACGGGUGAAAGAAGUGCACUGGGAUCUAGAAAACUGCAGGAUCGCGGCAGAAGUAAUUGUGAACAGGCAGAUCUUUAGGAAAAAGGUUGCAGAGGUCAAGGAUUUCUUCGAGGAGAAAACGAGGAAGAACAGAGUAUUCUCGGCAGAAGAACGUGCUCGACAUAGUGAACGCCUUAUUGUGGCCAAGAUAGAUACGAAGCCCACGCCUACCACACUAGUACAAGUUUAUAUGCCAACUAACACCGCAGAUGACGAAGAGAUUGAUGAAAUGUAUGAUGAGAUAAAAGAAAUUAUUCAGAUAGAGAAGGGAGACGAAAAUAUAAUUGUCAUGGGUGACUGGAAUUCAGUAGUAGGGAAAGGAAGAGAAGGAAACGUAGUAGGUGAAUAUGGACUGGAGGUAAGGAAUGAAAGAGGAAGCCGCCUGGUAGAAUUUGGCACAGAGCAUGGCUCAAUCAUAGCUAACAUUUGGUUCAAGAAUCAUGAAAGAAGGUUGUAUACAUGGAAGAAUCCUGGAGAUACUGGGGCAGAUGUGGACUCUGACCACAAUCUAUUGGUGAUGAACUGUAGAUUAAAACUGAAGAAACUUCAAAGAGAUGGGAAUUUAAGAAGGAGGGGCCUGGAUAAACUGACAGAACCAGAGGUUGUAGACAGUUUCAAGGAGACCAUUAGGGAACGAUUAACAAGAAUGGGGGAAAGAAAUACAGUAGAAGAAGAAUGGGUAACUUUGAGAUAUGAAAUAGCGAAGGCAGCAGAGGAUCAAGUAGAUAAAAAGACGAGGGCUAGUAGAAAUCCUUGGGUAACAGAAGAGAUAUUGAAUUUAAUUGAUGAAAGGAGAAAAAAUAAAAAUGCAGUAAAUGAAUCAGGCAAAAAGGAAGACAAACGUCUCAAAAAUGAGAUCGACAGGAAGUGCAAAAUGGUUAAGCAGGGAUGGCUAGAGGACAAAUGUAAGGAUGUAGAGGCGUAUAACACUAGGGGUAAGAUAGGUACUGCCUACAGGAGAAUUAAAGAGACCUUUGAAGAAAAGAGAACCACUUGCAAGAAUAUCAAGAGCUCAGAUGGAAACCCAGUUCUAAACAAAGAAGGGAAAGCAGAAAGGUGGAAGGAGUAUACACAGGGUCUGUACAAGGGUGAAGUACUUGAGGACAAUAUAAUGGAAAUGGAAGAGGAUGUAGAUGAAGAUGAAAUGGGAGAUAUGAUACUGCGUGAAGAGUUUUACAGAGUACUGAAAGACCUAAGUCGAAACAAGGUCCCGGGAGUAGACAACAUUCCAAUUAAAACUACUGACAGCCUUGGGAGAGCCAGUCCGGACAAAACUCUACCGUCUGGUGAGCAAGAUGUAUGA